CGUAGGGGGCGAGUGUGCGCAUGCGCGACCGCCCGAGCGCCGAUGGCGGUGCCCGCCGUCCCCACGCCGCGAUACGAGCAUAUGGGGCCGCGCGGCCCCUACCGGGACGUGUACGAACCGGCCGAGGACACCUUCCUGCUGCUGGACGCCCUAGAGCGGGAUGCGGCCCAGCUCCGGCAGGCGGGGAUCGACGUCUGCCUUGAAAUAGGGUCUGGGUCUGGCGUGGUUUCAACAUUCAUAGCUUCCAUCAUUGGAGCCAGUGCGCUCUAUCUAUGUACAGAUAUCAACCCUAUGGCAGCUUACUGUACACUGGAGACAGCUCAGCUGAACAAUGUUCACCUUCAGCCAGUCAUUACUGACUUGGUCAAAGGGCUGUCACCAAGAUUAAAUGGGAUGGUUGAUCUACUGCUCUUUAAUCCACCAUAUGUGGUAACACCCUCUGAAGAGGUGCAAAGCCACGGAAUAGAAGCAUCCUGGGCUGGUGGCAAAAAGGGCAGAGAAGUAAUGGAUAGAGUUUUUCCAUUAGUAGCAGACUUGCUUUCAACAGGAGGAUUAUUCUACUUGGUCACAAUUAAAGAAAAUAACCCAGAUGAAAUUCUGGAAACAAUGAAGAAACAUGGCUUAGAAGGCACACGACUGCUUUCCAGACAAGCAGGACAAGAGAUGCUUACCAUCCUCAAAUUUAGGAAGCCUGGAUAACUGUUUUUAUUAUAUAUACUAGGCAUGCCAAAGGUUGGAUACAGAGUACUGAAGUUGUCAAAUCACUUUCUAAGUCAUAUUUGGACAAAGUGCAUCCUUACUUCCUCAUCAUUGCAAUGAAACUGAUCAAGACUGUCCUUAUUUUCAUUCUGGAUGCCAACCAGCUUUUAUCUGGUUGUCAGGUACAGCUGUUCUCUGGCUAGCUGCAGGAGAGUUGUAAGUGAACUGGAAGAUACCAUAACGCAUCAUCUUCUGCACUUUGCUACUUUUACAUGUAGGAGUUUGUGUAUUUAUUUUUUUGGCUUAUUGAAAGAACGGAUGUAUUUGAUGUAACUUGUACUGUUUUAACAGUUAGUCUGUUCCUCUGUUUGGUUUAAAUGAAAAUUUGAAAUCAUGUUAUUCAUUUUGAUGUAAUACAAGGCACAGCUUUCAUAGAAACUGAUCUUUAAGGUGCUGUGUUAACAGAAACUUUAAAUGAUUGGUUAGCUCUUUUCAUGGGGACUAAAAUCACAAUUUUUUGUUCAUUUGUUUUGUCAGUUACUGGGGCUUUACAAUAAUUAUUCUAUCUGACUAUGGGUGUAUAACUCGCUACAAGUCUAGGUGGCAAAAACUUGAAGGUUUUUCAUCUUUUCACCCCAUGAAAGAAAUAAAAGCGUAGGGCCUGUUAGCAGAAACACACCACUACAAACCUAGCUGGACCAACCAUCUGGGGAUGAAACAUUUUAUUGCAACGUAAUGUGAGAGGCUACAGGUCAGAAGUUGAUGUUUCUCAGGCAGAAAGCUUAUUCCUUAUACUAUGCUGAAGAGCAUACAGAAUUAGAGAGCAGGCAGUACACAGUGGUGAUUGUUCUGCAUUCCAAGAUCACUAUUCCCCAACUCAGAAGACUGUGGAAAAACAAGCACUGCAAUUCAAUUCAAGCACAGCUAAUGUGUUACUUACUUUCAGAUAACGUGGGUUUUUUUUGUGUCAAUAUGUUUUUAUAUGUAUUAAUAUGAAUGUGAGCACAAACACUCAGAAGGAGAAUUUAGACAGAAGAUUCAAUUAUGCAAAGGAUAUUACCUGAUGUUUAAGUACAAGAAUCCCUAAAUAAAGUGAGUCUCACUGACCAAAGUGAGGCUACAGUUAUCUUUGAUUCUUAACUUCAGAAUACCUUGUCUAAGAACUGCCAAAGGUGAGGAACUGAGAUGAAACUUUGUGACCACCUGUGAAAUAACAAUUCCAUAGACUCUUUCUAGUGAUGAAUUUAAGCAAUUCAUGUUCUUGCAAUUUACCUCCUUUAGUGUAAGGAGGGGAGGUUCUCUGCUCAUUAAUAUUGCUUUUAUGCAGAGUUAUGGUUUUGGUGUUACAGCUGUAGUGCUGUUCAUCCUUAAGAUUGCUCUGUAGGCUUUCUGUUAAUCAUUUUGACCAAAGUUUGCUGUGCAAAGAUCAUGACAUCAAAAAACAAUUUUAUGAUGGAGUUAAAAUAUAUAAUGGAAUCAAACUGCAAGUUUAACAAAGGGAAUUUUUAAAUUCAUCUGACUCUGAGCUGUAAUUAAAGAAUUAGCUUAUAAACAGGUAAUCAAAGGAGAAAAAAAUGCAGUUAGCCCUUGAGCACGUGGUUUUAAUACAAGUUAUAAAUGACAGUAAUGGAUCAGAGUACAACAUGUAAUAAAACAUAACAUGCUUUCAACAAAAAUAGAUGACAGUGGACUAUCUGGCAGCUGGAUUUCUAAACAAGGAAAUAGAUGUGUCCACUUCAAUAAAUAAUGAAUCAGUUCUCCUGGCCAGGGUGUACUGAUGUCAGCUGCAAUUUUUGUGGAAGAAAUUUUCAAAAUUCAGUCCAAGGAAGAACAUGGGUGAGGUUUUUUUAAACACUUUUUUUUUUUUAAUGCUACUAUCAUCAUCUUGCUGUAGACUGGGAACUAGUGACAGGCAAAAACUGUUUUUUCCUCUGAACUUUUAAGUUUGCUGCAUCUACAGAGAUGACUGCAGAGACACUUAGCAUUUGCCAGGGUACACUAUUGCCUUCUAGGAGACUAGAGAAUUUAAUACUAUUUCUGAAAAGUUUGGAAGGAGCACCCCUGCAUUCACUGCAUGAGAAUAAGCUGCAUGGCAGAUGCAGAUUAUGUAUAUAGUGCCAGACUUAGUAAGAGGAAUGCAAGAAUUCUGUUCCUCAGUACUCCUAAGCAUUGUUCUGUAAGAAAUAGAAAGCUGUUAUUCAGAUACAGACAGUGGCAUAUCAGAAGACUCGCCAGCACUUGCACUUGGUUCUGUUAGACAAACUAAACAAUUAAACCAAUUAGACUCAUAGACAAUUUGCAAGUUCGAGCCUGACCGAGUAAAUUAACGUGGCUCUUUUCAAGCAAUACCUGGUUAACAUCAGUUGGCCUUCAAAACAGUUAUCAAACCUGCAAUUAAGUCAGAUAAAAUAGUCUUAUCUGAAACAGUAAUACAACAGACACAAUAACCAGAGUUUCAGUAAUUAGGAAAAUAACACAGCUUACUCCUUUAGCCUGUGUUUCCAGUUAGAAUUUUUCAGUACCACCUGUGAACGAUUCCCCUUCUCUCUCAAAAAAAAUUAAAAUUCUCUUCUGAAAGCACAGUGGUAUCUGCUAAAGACUUAACGGCUAAAAAUUACUUCUAAAGGGACCAGCAUUGAGUGAACAGAGCACCUGAAGCAACCAGCUGUUG
Messenger RNA from Lagopus muta (rock ptarmigan), 3370 nucleotides. RefSeq names its product N-6 adenine-specific DNA methyltransferase 1 (gene HEMK2). Gene Ontology annotation, biological process: methylation. Gene Ontology annotation, cellular component: eRF1 methyltransferase complex. The record is from RefSeq and is a predicted model, not a curated record. NCBI's taxonomy places the organism in Eukaryota, Metazoa, Chordata, Aves, Galliformes, Phasianidae. The transcript is spliced from 6 exons. Gene Ontology annotation, molecular function: S-adenosylmethionine-dependent methyltransferase activity; nucleic acid binding; protein methyltransferase activity. Bases 43 to 699 code for a protein of 218 amino acids.